AAUCGCCGCUCGUCACAACUGUCGCUGCAUAUUCACGUGGAUAUCUCGUUCAACCAAAGUUCCAGCAAAACGAAACGGGCAACGCACGCUCCUGAGGGUGAUUUACAAGUGAAUGUGCUGCAUUGAUAGACAAGCCUUUCACUCCUGCGGCAGAAUAUCUGGUUUAAAACUCGGGUUUUGCUGCUCAUCGCUUCACUUCGCUCACAUGCAGGAGAGACCUGACAAGUGCUUGCGUCGUCUGAAUUGAGGAUUUAACAGAAUUACUUGUGGGGUUACAAAGUUUGAGGACAACAUGCCUCAAACUCCACCUUUCACGGGAAUGUUCGGCAGCAAUGGUUACAACAAGAACCUGUUCCAGACCAAGGAGGAGGGCUGCGGGGGGCUAUAUUACCAUGACAACACCCUGGUGUCGGGGUCACUAGACGCCCUCAUCAACCACCUGGUCCCCACCCUGGACUACUAUCCGGAUAGGACGUACAUCUUCACCUUCCUGUUGAGCUCUCGUCUCUUCAUCCACCCCUACGAGCUCAUGUCCAAGGUGUGUCACCUGUGUGUGGAGCACCAGCGCCUGAGCGACCCGCAGGCAGACAAGAUGAGGACCAGGAAGAUCGCCCCCAAGAUCCUCCAGCUGCUAACUGAAUGGACGGACACCUUCGCCUACGACUUCCGGGACGAGAGGAUGAUGAGGAGCCUGAAGGAGCUCACCCACCGUCUAGCCAGUGGAGACGAGCUGUACAGGAAGGCGGUGCAGCAGAUGACCCAGGCUCUGAUCAGGAAGCUGACGGUGCUGAGCCAGUACGAGGAGGCGCUGGGGAAGAUCAGUGCCACGGCGGCGGAGCGUCUGACGGUGCUGAAGGCCAAACCCCAGGCCGUGCAGAGGGACUUGCUGGCCACGUGCAGCGACCCCUUCACUGUAGCCCAGCAACUCACUCACAUAGAGCUGGAGAGACUGAGUUACAUCGGACCUGAGGAAUUUGUCCAGGCCUUCGUCCAGAAAGACCCUCUGGACAACGAUAAGAGCUGCUACAGCGAUCACAAGAAGGCUAGUAACCUUGAAGCGUAUGUGGAGUGGUUCAACAGACUCAGCUACCUGGUCGCCACGGAGAUCUGCAUGCCUGUGAAGAAGAAACACAGAGCCAGAGUGAUGGAGUUCUUCAUCGACGUGGCGCGGGAGUGCUUCAACAUCGGAAACUUCAACUCCCUCAUGGCCAUCAUCUCUGGGAUGAACAUGAGUCCUGUGUCUCGACUGAAGAAAACCUGGAGCAAAGUCAAGACGGCCAAGUUUGAUAUUUUGGAGCAUCAGAUGGAUCCUUCCAGCAACUUCUACAACUACAGGACGGCCCUGAGAGGAGCCACUCAGAGAUCCAUCACAGCCAACAGCAGCAGAGAGAAGAUUGUCAUCCCGUUCUUCAGCCUUUUCAUCAAAGACAUCUAUUUCCUCAACGAAGGGUGUGCCAACAGGCUACAGAGCGGACAUGUCAAUUUCAAGAAAUUCUGGGAGCUGGCCAAGCAGGUGAGCGACUUCAUGACAUGGAAGAAGGUGGAGUGUCCGUUUGAGAAGGACCGCAGGGUCCUGCAGUACCUGCUGACGGCCCCCGUGUUCACAGAGGAUGCGCUGUACGUGGCGUCUUACGAGAGCGAGGGUCCUGAGAACACCAUGGAGAAGGACCGCUGGAAGAGCCUGAGAUCCACUCUGCUGAGUAGAGUUUAAAUUUCUGCAGGAGCCGCAAGUGCGCCCUUGUACGAACAAGCCACGCUCCCAGUGUUGGUGUCCAAAUAAGAGUUUCCCGCCUUUGGGAGGGAAACGGACAAUCUGUACUUCUCCAGAGAGAGGGCGUGUGUCCUCCAGAGCUGGAUUUCUAAGACUCGCUCUACUUUCUUUUACUCUUUUUGCUGUACAUUUCAGGAUGGCAAAACAAGCGCUUUUUCAUCUCUUUGUAUGACUUUAUAGUCUUUUUUUAAAGAGGAAAAAAAAACAUUGUGACCGUCGAUGUAACCGAAGAAGAUGCUUCUGCUGUCAGUGUCACCGAACACCAGUUUGGCGGUUGACGCUGGUGAUGCAAACGGUGUCUGACGUUUUCAAAAAACAUUAUGGUUUUACUGUUUAGUUUGGCUAGGAGUUUGCUGCUGGUUGGCGAACUCUUUCUUACAGGUAGAACAAACUGGUCUCUGUGACAAAAGCCAGCAUUUUGUGUAUCGGGAACUCUUGUUAAACCUAAACAGCUACGUUCAUAUCGAAAUAUUAAGCUAACAUUAUUUGUAGAUUUGUUUUGUCUUUGUUUUUUUCUAUGUUUAUGAUGCAAGUGUUUUUCCUAUGUUGUCGACCACCAUUUUUUUCUGAAGAGUUUUUGCAAAAUAUUUUGUGCAGAAUGCACUAAGUGCAUUCGAUUAAAAAAAAGAUGUAAUUUCUGUUUGUCGUCUAAAGAUUCGUAAUUCUCUGAAAGCAGGAACACUCACUUAAUGUCCCUUAUCUAUGGGACUCUCAACCGUGAUUCCAAGUUAAGGUGUUGGGAUGAUGUGGCCCAUUUUUCUGAUAAUCACUGUUAGAACACAUCUUCUUGACCUGACAGUAGGACUGAAAUGCAGUGUGGUCGUACUGCCCCCUUGUGGGUAAUAUUUGUAAGGCGUGAAUGGGGAAAACGAGUAGAUUGAAUGUGCAUAUUAGUGAGUAGUGUUAGGAGUUGAGAUUUUUCAAUGCUGGAUAAAACUACACACAUUAGUCUGAUGUAUAUUCCUAUUGUUAUGAUUAUUAUUUACACCGUAUUUGUUUUAUUUAUGAUUCUCUUUGUUCUUUUUUUCCAUUAUGCUGAUAAUAUUCUAUUAUUAUGUGUUCUUAUUUAAGUUUGUACUAGGUACAUAACAUACUUAAGUAGUCAUCAGAUAUCAAUUUAACAAAUAUUUUUAUAAAGUUUUUAUGAAACACGAUUUUCAGGGUACUAGCUCACACUAUGAAGUUAAACACAUUGACUGAUGUCUAGCUUGCCUUGUUCCAAAUUUCUUUCCCCACUCAGAAUGAUGUUGUGGUUUACUGUGUAAAUAUUAUUUUCCUGUUUUUGUGUUUUGAUUGUUAAGAUGGGCAGAGGAACCAUUCAUAACUGCAUUAUUUGUGUUAAGAGUAAGUGAAGUCAAUAAAAGAAUGCAUAAGGUGA
Messenger RNA from Osmerus eperlanus (European smelt), 3149 nucleotides. RefSeq names its product RasGEF domain family, member 1Ba (gene rasgef1ba). NCBI's taxonomy places the organism in Eukaryota, Metazoa, Chordata, Actinopteri, Osmeriformes, Osmeridae. Gene Ontology annotation, biological process: positive regulation of GTPase activity; Ras protein signal transduction. The record is from RefSeq and is a predicted model, not a curated record. Gene Ontology annotation, cellular component: plasma membrane. The transcript has 14 exons. The coding region runs from base 293 to 1711 and encodes 472 amino acids. Gene Ontology annotation, molecular function: guanyl-nucleotide exchange factor activity.